GUGAUUUUUUUUAUGAUUGGCAACACCAAUUCGUAAUUUCUUGAUUAUCUAAAUGUUGGGAUUAUGUUUGAUUUGUCCUGGAUAAAUAAAUUAGACAUAGUUAACAUAAUGUUUCAGAAAAUAAUAGUGAACCUGAGAAAAUAAAACUGUUUAAUCAAGAUGAAUGAAAGGGAUAUCCCAAGUGUCCCUAUUACGACAUUAGCAGGAGUAGCCAGCUUGACAGACUUGUUACCCGUUUUACCACUUCCGGCACCACUGCCUGCAACACUUAACAACAAAUCACAGUUGUUUCACCCCCGUGUUGCUGAAGAGGCAGCUAUUCUGCUGGCAACACGUGAUGAAAAUUUAGUAUCAUUACUAAUUCAAUCUCUUACGCAGACAUCAGUAUCGCACAUAGAUUUAAAAGAUGAUGCUACUGCAAACACUUCAAACCCUCCGUCACCGCAACCUUUACCAGAGUUGUUGAGAGCAAUUUUAAAUGUAAAUCCUAAUGUGUUUGAGCAGCAACCAAGAACACAUUGGGGUCCAAAUUGUCACUCACACCAUAAGUUUAAUGGUAUAUCUCCUAAUACUGUACCCUCAAGUCCAUCAUCACAUGGUACAGCAUCCAUUCCAAAUCAACAAUUGCUGGCUACACCUUCCCAGUCUUCUCCCCAUGUUAACAUGGGCUCUCCCCCCUCACAAGCCAGGCCAGGUAACCAAGUAAAUAGUACUUCUCAGAACAGUGUGUCGCCAAUUUGGAACAGUGGAAACUCUUCCAAUAUGUAUCCAAGUCCACUGUCAAAUACAUCUAAUUCCAACCCACAAAAUGGUGGUUUUUAUAAUAGUUUAGUACAAGAUAAUAGGAGUUACGGUACUAAUUUAGGUGAAGACAAAGAUCCACUUUCUAUGUCUCCAAGCAACCAGCCGGAUCAACAGAGAUUAUUAAUGCAACUACAAGAGAAGGCAUUUGAGCAAGAUGGUAAUGUGAGGACAGGGCAGUCUCCAGCGCAAGCCAGUGUGGCGCCGUCGCCACUUCGUUUAGAACCGCAAGUGCCUCAGCCUUCAAUGGGAGCUCCAUAUGCUCCGCCACAAGCUCAAAAUAGUAACCAAGACAAACAAGACCCGAGUAAGAGUUCGGGUACUAUGAACAACAGAUACCCCGUCGUCAAACUUGGACGACUGUCGGAGGGAUUGUUGAAAAAGCAUGAUUUUACUGCUGAAGAAAGAUCAAGGAAAAAUAGUGCCCUUGAAUCCGAUUCUGAUGACAAUGUCCCUUUGAAGUCGAAGUCGACUAGCGGUACACCAACCGUCGAUAAAGAAAGAGAAGCGAUAGAUAUAGCUAGGGAGAAAAAUUGGGAAGCAGUCAAAAGGAAACAUGAAGAAGCUAGCAAGAGAGAAGAAGCUGAGGCUGCUAUAGUGCGCCCAAAGUUACGUAAAGUAGAGCGCAGAUUAGUUCCUGUGCUAGAAAUGCUGUCUGUAGAUGAAUUAAUGGAGACAAAUACCUAUCAACGUUUCAACAAAUUGAUUGAAUCAGUAUUCGAAGCUAUUGACGACGACGUAUUAAUUACUGACGAAAUGGAGGGAACUGAUAUACCUGAAGAAUUAUUAUUACCACGUUACCAGCUUCAAGAGCUGUGCUCGGAAGCUGCUAAGUUAAAGAAUCUUGGUGCUAUGGAAGCUAUACCCUCAGACAGAUUAGUUCGAUUGCUAAACAUAUUAGAGAAAAAUAUCAGGGCAGCGGAGAAAAUGUCAUUGGUGAGCGACCCGGAGGAUAGUGAAGAGAUGCGGCAAAUAUGGUUAGAGUCAGCGUUAGAGAGGGUCAUGUGUGCUUCGGAUGCAUGUCUGACGUCACUGUACGUGAUGACGUCCCCGAACAUGCCGAAGCGGAUAUUUCUAGAAGACGUUAUAGAUAGAAUUAUUAUGUUCAUCAAAUUCCAGUUGAACAACACAAUUUAUUGUGUCUACGAUCCUGUGUAUAGCAUCCAAAGUACUUCUAAAAAGAAAGUGGACGGACGCAAGCGGCGCGGCGGGGGCGCAAGCGGCGGGGCGCGGCGCAGCGGCGGCGGCGGGGGCGCGGGCGGCGGGUCGCAGCGCGCGGCGCGCGAGCUGUACACGGCCGCGCACGAGUCGGUGACGCUGCUGGCCGAGCUGUUCGCGGCGCACCAGCUCACCGACACCACGGUGCUGCACGCCUCCACCGUCGGGGUCUCGCCGUUCUUCGUCGAGAACGUCAGCGAGCUCCAGCUCAGUGCGCUCAAGCUCGUCACUACCAUAUUCACAAAGUACGAACAGCACCGGCGGCUGUUGCUAGAAGACAUACUGGCAUCGAUUGCACGUAUUCCCAGUUCUAAGCACAACCUUCGAUCUUUCCAACUUAGUUCGGACCAACAGAUACAAAUGUUGACUGCGCUUGUUCUUCAACUAGUACAGUGUGUGGUUACUCUGCCCGAAACAUUGUGCAAGUCGCAAGAAAAAGACAAAGACCCUGAGUUAUCAGACAGCAAAAAAAAUGCAGUAGAUAAAGAUCUCAUGAUAAUUUCUAAGUAUGAGGCAGCAAUCAGUGUGGGUGGAACAUUCCUGACGUCAUUCCUAAACAAGUGCCGAAGUCGGAACGAAGAAGUGGACUUCAGGCCCCUGUUCGAAAAUUUCGUGCACGAUUUACUCACCACUGUGAACAAACCAGAGUGGCCUGCUACUGAGCUACUGCUCAGUCUGCUAGGAACUAUGCUGGUGAAGUACAUGUCAGACAAGUCGAUGGAGAUGUCGGUGCGCGUGGCGUCGCUGGAGUACCUGGGGCUGGUGGCGGCGCGCCUUCGUCGGGACAGCGUGCACUCCCGCGCCAAGCUCGCCACCAUGGACGCCGUCGUACGCGACAUCCGAGCCGAGGAGGAGAAAGACGGCAACCAAGGACAGAGCGCAACUUCAGGACUGGAUGAAGAUGAAGAAAGAACGGAAUUCUUGCAGCGUGUCUUGCUAGAUUACCUGGCCAUCAAUGGACAAAAAGAUCAGGCCUGGAAUUGCGCAAGGCACUUCUACAUUACGCAGUGGUAUAGAGAUAUGGUGGUGCAACCGAAAAGUACAUCACCGACAAAAAAACCUAAGAAUAAGUCGAAAAAACGUUACAUAAAGGACGAAACUAGCGAAGAAGAGUCUGACGCUGAUGAUGACAGCGACGAAGAAGGGCGCCGGCUAAAGGCUGAGAAGAAAUUAGCCUCAAGUGCGAUUGUGUCAGCUGAGAAGUUCAAAACUAUAGAGCGACGGAAAAAUUUCUUCCUCGAAAAAAUCCGACCGUUUAGGUACCAAGGUGGCACCCAGGUUCAAGUGAUGCAAUCGUAUAUAGAUUAUAGUGGCGCGGAACUAAUCUCUCAGUACUUAGCUUCAAAACGGUCAUUCUCUCAGAGCUUCGACAGAUAUCUGAGGAAAAUCCUUGUAAUUUUAUGUGAAAACACAAUAGCCAUACGGACGAAGGCGAUGAAGUGCCUCGCGAUGAUUGUGGAGGCAGACCCAGCGGUACUAGCGCGACCAGAUAUGCAAAUUGGAGUAAAUCGAUCGUUUCUGGAUCAGUCUACUGCCGUACGGGAGGCUGCAGUCGACCUCGUCGGGAAAUUCGUGCUCAGUCGGCCCGACCUUAUUGAUAAGUAUUAUGGAAUGCUCUCAAAUAGAAUAUUGGACACUGGUGUAUCGGUGCGUAAACGUGUGAUAAAAAUUCUAAAAGACAUCUGUAUAGAGUGCCCAGAGUUCCCUAAAAUACCCGAGAUUUGCGUUAAGAUGAUAAGGAGAGUGAAUGAUGAAGAAGGUAUCAGGAAGUUAGUGAUGGAAGUGUUUCAAAACAUGUGGUUCAGUCCGUGCGCCAAUACGGCGCGGCCGGGCACGCUGGACAUGACGGCCGCCGCCGCGGACCCGCUCACCAGAAAGGUGCUCAACAUCACCGACGUCGUCAUAUCCUCCCGGGAUAUUGGCCUCGAGUGGUUCCAGCAAUUGUUGACUAGUUUAUUCAAACCUAAAGAAGACAAGGAUGAUUCGACAAAAAUUAUUUAUCAACCACCAAAAUCACUGUUGCUUGCUUGUCAGCAAAUAGUAGACUGUCUCAUUGAAAGUUUACUUCAGUUAGAGGAGACAAGUGCUGAUGGGACUGGUUCAUCACAGCGCAUUCUAGCUUGCCUCUCCACAUUGCAUUUAUUUGCGAAAAUAAGGCCACAAUUGUUAGUGAAUCAUGCACUAACUUUGCAGCCAUACUUGAGUUUGAAGUGUCAGAAUCAGUAUGAGCAACAGAUUAUGUCGACGGUGGCUUCAACGCUAGAGUUAGUAGUGCCUUUAAUGGAACACCCGAGCGAGGUGUUCCUGGCACAGCUGGAGGAAGAUGCUGUGAAGCUGAUCCUACAAAGAGGGCAGCUCGUCAUCGCCUCGUGCAUCGCUUGUCUUGCGGCCAUUGUCAACAACCUCACGCACAACUACAAACUUAUUAGGGAUGUAUUCAAUAAGUACCAUGGUGUACUGCUUCAAUGGAAACACUGCUGGCAGCGGAAUCCUGAAAUGACGAGAGCACUACACUCAAGGCCUUACUUCAGACGCGCGUUGUUUAUCGUAGGACUAUUGUUGCGGUAUUUUGAUUUUACGGAAGCGCGAGUCAUCGAAGGACUACCGGCGGAUAUAAAGGAACAGAUAUUUACAACAUUGAUGUUUUUUGUUGGACUCGAAGAUGAAGAUUUCGUGUCCCAUACUCUGAAAGCGUUAGGUUCGGUCUGCGUGAGGCACUACGAGUUCAUGUUGAGACCUGAACUAAAGGAAUUCUAUCACCAACUUCUCACAUCCGACUUAGCGCCGAUUGAGAUGAAAGCUGAUGUCCUGAGAAACAUUGAAAUGUACUUACAAGAGGAAGAGCAAAGAAUGAUAAGGCAAGAUAAAGAAUGGUCAAAGAGAUCAAAACACGAGAAUCUCAAGGAGAUGGGCGACGUGUCGUCCGGAAUGGCGUCGACGGUGAUCCAACUGUACCUGAAGGAGAUCCUCGGCUCCUUCCUUCACCCCAGUACCAUGGUGCGCUCCAGUGCCAUGAAGGUCGUGCAACUAGUGCUGGCACAAGGUCUCGUGCAUCCUGUACAGAUUGUUCCAUAUUUGAUAUGCAUGAGUACGGACCUAGAAGUGACGGUAUCUCAUACGGCCGACAAACAUCUUCAAGAGAUUGAUAAGAAAUAUCCAGGUUUCAUUCACAUGAAGGCACAGCUUGGCAUAAAACUCUCUUAUCAGUUACAAAAAAUAUUGCAAGUUAAUGCAAAUAAAGGUGUUAUAAGAGGGUUUAGGAAAAAGGAUCAAGAUGAAUUGCCGACGGCUCUCAACGGUUUCUUAUAUUCGUUGCUUCGUAAUACGCGACCGCAACGACGAGCGUUGGUUUUAUCACUACUCAAACAAUUUGAUGACGUCUCUACUGCUCCAUUGGAUCAAAUGCUGUACUUGGCUGAUAAUUUGAGCUAUUUUCCAUUUCAAGUUCAAGAUGAACCUUUAUUUAUUAUACAUCACAUUGACAUUAUUAUAUCGACAUCGGGAUCCAAUUUGUUACAAAUUUUUCGUGAGGGACUGAAUAAACCAAGUACAGAAGAAAAAGAACCAUUGGACGAGGAGGAGGACGACGAGGAAGCGGAGACGUUGCUGGCGCAGAUGCCGGAGUGCACGCGGCCGCUGCAGGACGCCAUGCGCCAGGCGCGCGGCUGUCUGCUACUGCUCGUGCUCAAACAGCAUCUCAAGCAACUCUACGGCUUCACGGACGCAAAAAUCAACCAAUACUCACCGUCUGAGAAUGUGAAGGUGUAUGAGAAGGCAGUAUCUCGGCGUCACGCGCCUGUAUUCGAGCCUAAAGCCACCAUCACACAGUUACAAGAAGACGACCUCGCUACCGACGAACUGGACGAGCGCGGCCGCCGAAGACUCGUCGAUGAUUACCUCGAGUUCAAGCAGCUUAUGCUGAAGUUCGACCCUGAGGAAGAGGAGGACGAGGAGCAAACGGGUCAGGCCAGCGGUAGUGGCACGGCGGAGGGCGCGGGCAGCGCGGCGGCGGCGGGCGCGGCGUCGAGCGGGCCGGCGGCCCCGGCCGCGCCGCCGCCCGCCACCUAG
Molecule: messenger RNA, 6087 nt
Organism: Spodoptera exigua (beet armyworm)
Lineage: Eukaryota; Metazoa; Arthropoda; Insecta; Lepidoptera; Noctuidae
Source: the annotation of a GenBank genome assembly